CACGUUGUACACUUGUAUGCUUUUGAGUAUAAGUGACAAUAAAACUAAUUCAGUCAUUUCUGUCGAAUUGCUCAAGGCUAAUAACUUCUGCACAGAUCAUCAAUAUUGUACUUUUGCCGAUAGAAGUUGAAGUUUCCUUUGGAAAGUUCAUAGAAUAAUUAAAAUUCGCGAAUGGCCGUGAAGGGACAAAUUUAUUCCACCACUUUCGGCUGGAGGGCGCCUGAUGUUCCCGGAUCAUUUUUAACUUGAUAAGCCUUGCGGUCUGUCAUGUUGUAUGGCUCUUCCGUCUGAGGAAUCCCCCGUAGCAACCGGACCUAAACGCCUUCUGAGGCAUCAGCACCUGACCAAUUCUGGCUUCUUAUGUGCCCCCAGAUUUUAAUCGCGUCAUGAUUGGCUACUGUAUCAAUAAAGGAACAUGCAAGCUGAAGACGUGGCUUCCUGUUCUGGCUGCAAUCCUGGUGCCCGUCUGCACUGCCCUGGCGAACCGAUAUCACCACCGGCUGAUCCGCUUCUACCGUCACCGAUUCCUGGGCUGGUUUAAGACCUGCCUGACCGGAAUGUCCCCGGAAGAACGGGCGUUCCGUUACGUUUUGACCAACUCGACACACGGGAAGCCCGAGAGUGUACUAAGCACAUUGGACGAGUGGUGUGGCAAAUACGAGUGUGUGACAAGCACCGGCCCCGCCAAAGGUCAGAUCCUCGAAUCAGUGGUACAGCGCAGUGGCCCGGUCAGGGCUCUUGAGCUGGGAACAAAUUGUGGUUACUCAGCAAUUCGCAUUGCAAGGCUCCUCACACCCGGAGCAAAGCUGUAUACAUUGGAGCAAGAUCCCAAAACUGCUGAAGUGGCUGAGGAAAUGAUGCUGGUGGCAGGACUGAAACACACGCAGUUCCAAGUGAUCACUGGAUCUCUUUGUGAGGUCAUUCCUCGAUUCAAGAAAUGGCUCGGGGUGGAGACAUUCGAUUUUGUGUUUCUGAACCAGGGGCAAGGUGCAGACUAUUUGAAGAACCUGCGUCUGCUGGAGGAAGAGAGACUGCUGUCAAAAGGCUCGGUGAUCCUGGCCAACUGUAUAACUUGCUCAGGGGCAGCUGGAUUCCUCAGCACGGUCCGUGGUGACCCUCACUAUCGCACCUCAUUCCACCCCUGCCCAGCUCCUUACGAGAAAGACAUCGCAGAUGGAAUGGAAGAGUUGGUUUUCCUCAAGGACGAUGGAAAAAGAAAUUAAGUCGUACCUCACAUCUCUCCUGGAGUUAGGGAAAAGUGGUCAGUAUGUUUUUAUUGAGCGGUUUUCUUCAUUCUCAGAAAUGGCUCAAAAUAAAAAUCUUUGAAGUUCUUACAA
This is a messenger RNA of Rhincodon typus (whale shark), 1337 nucleotides long. RefSeq names its product transmembrane O-methyltransferase homolog. Gene Ontology annotation, biological process: dopamine metabolic process; catecholamine catabolic process; developmental process. The transcript is spliced from 5 exons. The coding region runs from base 387 to 1223 and encodes 278 amino acids. Gene Ontology annotation, molecular function: catechol O-methyltransferase activity. NCBI's taxonomy places the organism in Eukaryota, Metazoa, Chordata, Chondrichthyes, Orectolobiformes, Rhincodontidae. The record is from RefSeq and is a predicted model, not a curated record.